Molecule: messenger RNA, 1861 nt
Organism: Ruditapes philippinarum (Manila clam)
Lineage: Eukaryota; Metazoa; Mollusca; Bivalvia; Venerida; Veneridae
Product: multiple inositol polyphosphate phosphatase 1-like
Exons: 4
Coding region: 410-1861 (483 amino acids)
Molecular function (GO): acid phosphatase activity; inositol phosphate phosphatase activity
Source: RefSeq, a predicted model, not a curated record
GCAAUUAAAUUUAUGUUGUAAUUUAAAAUGAUAAAAUGUGUCAAGGUUAUCAUCAGUGUUAAAAGUAUGUAUCAUCAGUGUUUAAAUACGGGCAAAACAAAACAGUGGUCUGACUUCAAUCUAACAACUGACGAUUUCUUUGGUAUGAAUAUUUGCUCUACGAUUGAAAUGUAAUGUCGUUUCAUAGUAUUUCAAAAAUGUGCCGGUUUGUAUUGUUUACGCCCCCCCCCCAUUCACAUUACGAGCAGCAAAAAGUAAGAUUAUGUUAUGAAAAAUAUCUCAAUGAGUGUAAUUAUCAUGUUAACUUCUAUUGUUCAAAGAAAUAAGUGGAACGCUUUUCUAAAAUUAACUUCUGUUCUGAAAAUUUGAUUAUUUUGUCCUUAGUUUGUGCUUUAUUUGCAAAAUAGAAAUGCGGCUGCUAAAGGUUAUAGGGUUACUAAUUUAUUUUGAGUUUAGUCAAUGUGACCGUCGAUGGGAUGUUUUCUCCACAAAAACUCUUUACGAGUGGGCAAAUGAUGUUCAAAUGCCAGUUCGGAACAAACACAAUGAAUUAAAUGUUGAUGGCACUUUGUGCAAAGCGAUACACGUGAAUAUGGUUGUAAGACACGGAGCUCGAAACCCUACCUUGAAAAAUAUGAAAUACAUUAAGGCUCUGCACGAAAAGAUAGUAAAGGCAAAAGAUCCAACAGCGUUUCCAGAACUAGACAAUUGGAAAUUUCGGUAUGAUACAGAUAGAGAAGGGGAGCUUGUCAGCAAAGGGAUAACUGAACAGAAUGACUUAGGAGCUAGAACGGGUGCCAGGUUCCAUCAUUUGUUUGACAAAAAUGGGAAAUAUGUUAAGUUUGUGUCCUCAAGAAAAUCACGAACGAAAGAUAGUGCAAGACAUUUUCACGGCGGACUGUCGGAAUAUAUGACAAACAAAAUACCAAGUUUUGAUAACGAGGUCAACAAUGCAACAAUGAGGUUUUAUGACGGAUGUUAUAACUAUGAACAUCAAGUAGAGGACAAUGUUACUCAGUUUGAACAAUUUCAUAAGUUUUCAAAAACGCCACAGUUCAUAAACAUAGCAAAAUCAUUAAAAAGUAAACUAAAGGCUCCAUUUUCCUUUACUGAAGAUGACGUCUACCAGAUUUACGAGUUAUGUGCUUAUGAAAGCUACAUAUUCAAUGACAACAUGACGUGGUGUAAGCUGCUUACAGAUGAAGAUAGAAUAUUACUUGAGUAUGGACAAGAUAUUGAGAAAUACUACAAAUUGUCCUACGGGCAUCCAAUAAACUCACAAAUGGCGUGUCCACUUGUUAAAGAUAUGUUCGAUACAAUGGACAAAGCAAUGAAUAGCAGCUGGGAUUAUGAAAAUCUUGGAGAUAUGAACAAUACUGAUUAUCUAGCAGCGAAGUUUCAGUUUGGGCACUCAGAAACAAUAGUCCCCCUUAUGACGGCACUUGGUCUGUACAAGGACAACACGCCACUUCUUGCCACCAACUUUAACACUAUGUCGGGACGAAAAUUUCGGACAAGCAAUAUAGACCCGUAUACUUCAAAUUUAGCAUUUGUUAUUUACGCAUGUGACAAUGUGAUGCAAACUUAUGCAACUGAGAGAGGGAGUAGAGAAUUUGUGGUGAAGUUGUUUGUAAAUGCAAAAGAGGUGAAUAUUCCUUCAUGUGGCGAUUUGCCGUGCUAUUACGGUGUAGUCAAGCGGAAAUACAAUGAUUACAUUAAUAAAUGUAAUAUAAAAGAAAUUUGUGGAAUUAGACCAGACGAUAACGUGGACUCACAAGGAAACAUAGCCAGUACACUUUCUGUAUAUAGCAUUACAGGACAGCUACUGACAAUACUUUUGUUUCUGUUACCAUUUAUCUGA